GUCGUUCGAAACGGACCGGAUAGGUGGGACCAGAGACCGAGGGAAAGAACGGUACACAAAACACUCCACCGGGACCACCGAGGAACCAGCGGGAACCCGCUUUUAAACGGCAGAACGGUUCUGUUCGUUUACCGGAACAAGAACCAAACCACCAGCAGCGGACGAUGUCUCAUGAAGACUCCUCACCAGGCCGAUGAGGUCACGCUUGCUGCGUGUCCUGUGUGCGCUGCACGCAGCCCUCCCAGAGGAGUCAGUAUUUGGGUGCGGGAGGCCGAAGCAGCACGCUGUCCAGACCUGCGUGUUCUUCCACAGAAAGGUCACGAGCCCAGAGCGAUGACCCGCCCUGUGUGCGCUAGUGUUUCGUCAGGUUCACCGUAGGUGACCCCCAGCCCUCCGCCAAGAUCCGGCUAUUAGAUGUGACCACGAGGUUGAUCAGGAGAAGCCACCAUGUCUUAAGCGCAGAUGGGCCCUCAGGAGGCCGGUCCCCCUCCCCCGGCCCGCCCUCCGCCUCCCCCAGCCACCACCUCGCCUCAUCCCCCGGCCCCGUCCCGCUCCCACGCCUCCCCGCACAUGCCCGGGACCGGCUGCCCGGCUCCCCGCUGGCGCACCCCUCCCCUCCCCCCCCGGAGAUGAGCCUGCAGAAGCACCGGCAGCCGAGCUCCGACCGGGACCUGCAGUCCGCCGCGUCCUCCGUCUCCCUGCCCUCGGUGAAGAAGGCCCCGAUGAAGAGGCGCCUCUCCCUGGCCUCUCUUUUCCGAUGGCGGGGUCGGGAGUCCAAGUCCGCGCGCCAAAGGGCCCGAGAGCUCCAGCACCCGGGGCCCCCGGGGCCCUCGGGGCUCGGAGGGGCGGACGGCAUCGCCAUCAUCGAGAGCAUCCACUCUGAGAUGUGCAACGACAAGAACUCUGCCCUCUUCUCUGCGGCUCUGACCGAAGAUGCCCCCCCCGCCGCCGCCGCCUCCACCUCGUCUGCCUCGGGGCCUUCCACCUCCUCCUCCUCCUCCUCCUCCUCCUCCACGGUGGCGGGUGGGGUGGGGCCAGAGGUGCUGGAGUGCCCGCUGUGCCUUCUGCGCCACUCCAGGGAGAGCUUCCCGGACAUCAUGACCUGCCCCCACCGCUCCUGCAUCGACUGCCUGCGCCAGUACCUGCGCAUCGAGAUCUCGGAGUCGCGCAUCAACAUCAGCUGCCCCGAGUGCUCGGAGCGCUUCAACCCGCACGACAUCCGCAUGAUCCUCGGCGACCACGCGCUCAUGGAGAAAUACGAGGAGUUCAUGCUGAGGCGGUGGCUCGUGGCCGAUCCCGACUGCCGCUGGUGCCCCGCGCCGGACUGCGGGUACGCGGUGAUUGCGUUCGGGUGCGCCAGCUGCCCCAAGCUGACGUGCGGCCGCGACGGCUGCGGCACGGAGUUCUGUUACCACUGCAAGCAGCUGUGGCAUCCCAACCAGACGUGCGACGCGGCGCGGCAGCAGCGAGCGCAGAGCCUCCGCCUGAGGACGGCGCGCUCCUCCUCCCUCAGCUACAGCCAGGAGAGCGGCGGCGCAGCCGACGACAUCAAGCCGUGUCCGCGCUGCGCCGCCUACAUCAUCAAGAUGAACGACGGCAGCUGUAACCACAUGACCUGCGCCGUCUGCGGCUGCGAGUUCUGCUGGCUCUGUAUGAAGGAGAUCUCGGAUCUGCACUACCUGAGUCCGUCCGGCUGUACGUUCUGGGGGAAGAAGCCGUGGAGCAGGAAGAAGAAGAUUCUCUGGCAACUGGGAACUCUGGUGGGCGCCCCCGUCGGCAUCGCACUCAUCGCGGGCAUCGCCGUCCCCGCCAUGAUCAUCGGCAUUCCUGUGUAUGUGGGGAGGAAGAUCCACAACCGCUACGAGGGCAAAGACAUCUCCAACCACAAGAGGAACCUGGUGAUCGCCGGUGGAGUGACCCUCUCCGUCAUCGUGUCCCCGGUGGUGGCCGCGGUCACUGUCGGCAUCGGAGUUCCCAUCAUGCUGGCGUACGUCUACGGCGUGGUGCCCAUCUCGCUGUGUCGCAGCGGCGGCUGCGGCGUCUCAGCCGGGAACGGCAAAGGCGUCCGCAUAGACUUCGACGACGAGAACGACGUGACCGUCGGCGGGGGGGCGGCCGCCACCGACGCUACGUCGGUGGCCGGCGCCAGGAACAACCCCAGCAUCGGCGACGGCAGCGUGGGGGGGCUGACGGGCAGCCUGAGCGCCAGCGGCAGCCACAUGGACCGCCUGGGCGCCGUCGGGGACAACCUGAGCGAGACGGCGUCUACCACGGCGCUCGCCGGGGCCAGCAUCACCGGCAGCCUCUCCGGCAGCGCCGUGGUCAACUACCUGAACAGGCUGGAGGUGCAGGCCGACGUGCUGAAGGAGCGCUGCAGCCUGAGCGGCGAGUCGGGCACCGUCAGCCUCGGCACCAUCAGCGACAACGCGAGCACCAAAGCGAUGGCUGGAUCCAUUCUCAACGCCUACACGCCUCUCGACAGAGACGGGAGCAGCAUGGAGGUCCAGGUCGACAUCGAGUCCAAACCCGGCAAACUGCGGCACCACAGCGGCGGCAGCAGCGUGGACGGCGGCGGCGGCGGCAGAGGGGCGUCGGCCAGGUGGGCCAAGGAGGCGUCCUGCUGCUCCGCCUCCUGCUGCAGCUCCACGGGCAAAAAGAGCAAAGGAAAGCUGCGCAAGAAGGGCGGCGGCGCCAAGAUCAACGAGACGCGCGAGGACACGGACGCCCAGCUGCUGGAGCGGCGCAGCAACAACUCCUCCGAGCUCGACUCGCCGUCGCUGAGCGGCAGCCUGCCCUCCGUGGCCGACUCCGCCUCCAGCCGCUUCUCCGAGUUCAGCUGCUCCGACCCGGAGACGAAGACGUCCUGCAGCCACGGCGACGGCGCCGACUACCACACGCGCUUCGCCACCGUCAGCCCUCUGCCCGAGGUGGAGAACGACCGGCUGGAGACCUGCCCCGGCUCCUCCUCUUCCUCCUCGUCCGUCGCCGCCGCCCCUCCCCCCCACUCCCCCACCUCCUCCCUGGACGUCGGCGCCGGGCUCUCCCCGCUCCGCCCCGCCGAGCCGGACUCUCACGGCGUCGCCAGAGAGCUGCUGAAAGAAAACGACGACAACAACAACGACGACGACAACGACGACCGCCACCCGCCGCCCAAGAACUCGUGCAUCCAGACGGAGAUCUGACGUCUGGACGCCGUCGGCGCCGCACCCAAACGGCGUUUUGUCCCCAUCACAACUUUCAGUCCGACCGGCGUUCUCUUCCUCGUCCCCCGACUGCAGCGCCCAGAGGGCUCAUGGGAAAUAUUAACAGGCGGCUUGUAUGAAGCUUUUAGGUUGUGAACCCCCCCCCCCCCCCCCGCUGGCCGCUUUACUUCAUUAUUCUUUGGCGGUGCGCUCGCCGUCGAUCCGUGUGGCGUCCAAACGAAAAAACCACUGUGUGCCGUUCUUUUCGGGAGCAUUUCAUUUUAUUUGUUUUUGGGGGGGGGGGGGGGGGUCGAUGCAACACCAGGCGGGAAUCUUACAGCAUUCCAGAACUCCAGACAGGGUCCAGGCUUUAUGACUCGCUCCUUCUUCUUUUUCUUCCCAAUAUUCGUACCAGAGAAUCUUUUGUAUUAUUCUCUGAGUCUGAUGAGUCCCCCCCCCCCCCCCCCCCAGUAGGUUGGUUUGAAUUGAACCCUCCCAGGUGUACCCGGGGGCGAUUUAAGAGCGCGGCCUCUGGAAGGGGGCGGGGCAACGAUAAUGCUGAAAGUCAUUAUAUUAAGAGAUUAACCGACGGGUUGGUUCAAUUCUGUGAAAUUGUAUAAAAGAAAAAAAAAAUGUUUUGGUCCUGUUCAAAGGUGAUUUUUAUUCUGGCCGAUGAGGAAGAGGAAGAGGAGGAGAGAGAGGUGAUGUCUUUCUUUAACUCAUUGGUGCCUUCAAGAAGCUGUUUGUGUCUCGCGCUCUCUCUUUCUCUCUCUUUCUCUCCCCCUCUCUCUACCUUCUUCAAGACUCAUAGGUUGCAUCUGCCUCGUCUCUGGAGGAGUGACACACACACACACACACACACACACACACCCUUCAUACUGUGGUAAAUGAAGACUUUUCAAUUGCCUACCAAAGACAGCACUCAGGCUCUUGUUGAAUCUUAUACCCUUUGAAUUGUCUCCGGUCAACACAGUGUAGUGCAGGGGGGGGGGGCGAGGGCGAGCUAGGACCAGGACCAGGACCGGGACUAGGACCGGGACUCUCCAGACCUCCAGCGCUCGACACGCUCCACAGACGCUACGCAAAGAGCCCGAGGCCUCCGAACGGCCACCUGUGUUCCUCCUGACAUCGAUGUUCUGAUAGUUUCAAUUGGGAUCCGUGUGCUGGUUCUACCCCAACACACCCCUCACUCUCUCUCCCCCUCACUCUCUCCCCCUCACUCUUCCCCCCCCCCCCCCAUCCGUGUUGAUUUUGUUUCCCGUUGCCAACCGGAACCGUCAAAAUCUGUGUUCCGACACUAUUUCAGAGUGUGUGUGUGUGUGUGUGUGAAGCCCGUCUUCACUGCUCGGCUCAUGUGUGAAGUUCUGUUGACCCGUGUUCUGGUUCCACCUUUGGUUCCCCCCCCCCCCCCCACAUUAAGACGUCUGCCGGUUGUUCCUCCGGGUCCGGUUCCUCGUCCUCCACCAGAACUCUCCAGCUUCUCGGUUCCUGAUCUGAACUCGUGCCAGAUUUAAUUUAAGGGGCAGAAGGUAUUUGUAUAUUUGUUUGGUAAUUUUGCUUAACGAUAUGCGUGUUAAUGCAUAUCAGGAAAAAUAAAGAAAAUCUAUAUGAAAUGUC
Pseudoliparis swirei is the source of this 4799-nucleotide messenger RNA. RefSeq names its product ring finger protein 19A, RBR E3 ubiquitin protein ligase (gene rnf19a). Gene Ontology annotation, molecular function: zinc ion binding; ubiquitin protein ligase activity; ubiquitin conjugating enzyme binding. The transcript has 11 exons. Lineage: Eukaryota; Metazoa; Chordata; Actinopteri; Perciformes; Liparidae. The coding region runs from base 630 to 3182 and encodes 850 amino acids. The record is from RefSeq and is a predicted model, not a curated record. Gene Ontology annotation, biological process: ubiquitin-dependent protein catabolic process; protein polyubiquitination; positive regulation of proteasomal ubiquitin-dependent protein catabolic process. Gene Ontology annotation, cellular component: cytoplasm; ubiquitin ligase complex.